Messenger RNA from Trypanosoma cruzi, 330 nucleotides. RefSeq lists its product as uncharacterized. Lineage: Eukaryota; Euglenozoa; Kinetoplastea; Trypanosomatida; Trypanosomatidae. The transcript has a single exon. The record is from RefSeq and is a predicted model, not a curated record. Bases 1 to 330 code for a protein of 109 amino acids. Gene Ontology annotation, cellular component: ciliary basal body; centrosome.
AUGGCUUCGUUAGGAUCUGAUGUUCAAGCGACGAGCAAUGAACUUGUGUCUGCCAUAGAGGAAUUGAAAGAAAGGCGAACUGAGAUAGAACGGAGUAUAAGGUGUGAUGAGGAGGAGCGAAAUCGAGUGCUCGCCGAACUGAAGGCAUUGAAUGCCCGUCUUACCACAAUCGAAGAGAGUCUAAAGCAGAAAAUAGGGGCGAAGUCUGUUCUCGACAAAGUCAUCCAUGAGACAUCAGAGGGUUUUCGGGGUAUUGUCGAGGCAUCAAGAAAGCUACUCAGCAAUGUCCGUGAGGAAUCAUCUGGUCUUCCAAGACACAACGGCCUGUAG